Molecule: messenger RNA, 4187 nt
Organism: Taeniopygia guttata (zebra finch)
Lineage: Eukaryota; Metazoa; Chordata; Aves; Passeriformes; Estrildidae
Source: RefSeq, a predicted model, not a curated record
AUGUCCCCAGACUUGGCAGAAGUUGGUUUUCUGACCAGAAAUAUACUUAUUCGAGGAGAAAUGGAAGACUCCUGUUAUGGACAAUAUCAACGCCAGUUUUUCUCUUUUGAUACAUUUGGAGGGCACAUUAAAAUCCUAAGGAAUUUUAGCUCUGUUCACAUGUCAGGAGUGGAACUAAAAAGCAUGGGGCAACAGAUCCUGGGCAGUUACCCUGAGCAUUUUCACCUGGCUGAGGAUGUGGAUGAGAGAGGAGGAUAUGAACAUCCAGUGCACCUCAGUAACCUGGCUAUCACCACUGCUUCUCGGGGUGGAACUCGUGGCCUUCUGAGCGUGAUUCUGUGUACAGAGUCAGGAGGCUUGUCCAAUAUGGCUGUCAGCACGUUCUGGAUUGCAAAUCCAAACAACAACUUAAUAGAGAAUGCAGUGGCUGGUGCUCAGGAUUUUGGGAUAUGGUGCCUCUUCCACUGGGUCCCCACCAGGCAGUGAGGAAGACACCCAGAGGGACAGGCUGAACACACCCUGGGAGCGUUUUACAGAGUCCACUCCAAUUCCAAAGCUGGUUUGUUUAUUGGAAAAGGAGUAAAGGCAGUGAGAGCUGAGUCUCUCACUGGCGAUAAUGCCAGGUUUUGCCCACAUCAAGAUGCUGUUCCUGAAAAGCCACGGGUUCCUGCCAUGAUUGAUGGUCUUAUUGCUCUUAAAAAUAAUGUCCACAGGGCCUGGGCCAGGGAUGGUGACAUUAUUUUCUGCAGCUCAGGGUUUUCAGACAAUGGAAUUGGACUCACUCUGACAAGUGAUGGGACUUUCCCAACAGACAAUGGCUCCAGCCUGGAGGUUACAUGUUCCAUUUUUGUUGGAGAAAGCAGCAACUUUGGCUCCCAGGGAGGCCAAAACAGCUACUGGAGAAAAGGGGCAAAUGGAGAACACAGAACACUGCCCAGAAACAAGACAUUCCCUGUCCAUUGAUUCCAGAUUUAUGAUGGGUCUAUCAGGAUGGCAAGAUGCACUUUCAAGAAGUUCACCCUGACUGUUCACAGAUACUCAAGUGCCAUCGGGUUUUUCAUGAUAAAUUCCUGGCAGAUCAGCCCUCAGAACAAUGUGUCACAGAUCCUGAUGGAGAAAAGUGUUGGACUGAAAGUGUUUUUUGGCAGACCAGGCCAGUGGUUUGGAAACAAUCACUAUGAAAAUGUCCCAUGGUGUGGAUGGCUGGGUGACAGGGUAUCCAGACACCUUCAGAGGCAGAGCAGACAGAAACUGCUGCCUCAGUUUCCCCUGCUGGAAUGGGAUGACAUGUUCUGGGAAACUCACAGUUCUGGAGAGCAUUCACUCAGUGGCCACUGUCACUGCAGGAGACCAAAUGACACUCUACAACUUCACAUCCAGGCCAGAUGCCCCAAGAACCUGACCUUCACUGCCAGAGCAGCAUUCCCUUCCCAUCCCAUGUGGCUGCCAGGCAUGUGCCAACAGUGCCAACCUGUUGUCAUGCUCCAGCAGGAUUAAAUCCUCCAGUGGAAUGGCAGAGCACCUGAAAACGUCACCCUGGACCCCAGCAACUUCAACAGAGGAGACUGGCUGCGUGUCACCCUCUGCUAUCCCAGGGAAGUUGUUUUCCAGGUGGUGGCAUGUGUCCCAGUGAGGGACAGGGACAGUGCCCAGCGUCCAGCACAUGGAACUGGCGAGCUGUUGGAUCUAUUGGUUCUGUUGGAUCUGUUGGAUCUGUUGGUUCUGUUGGAUCUGUUGGUUCUGUUGGAUCUGUUGGAUUUCUUGGAUUUCUUGGAUCUUCCACCCAACAGAGCCCUGGUUUCUAUCAUCAGCACACCCUCAGCUGAGUACAUAAGGAUCCAGAUCCAGUCUCUUGGCAGGGCAGACAUACAAAACCACUUUACAUCUGCAUUCAUUAAGGUAAAUGGCACAGUGCUCCUGUUCACCAGCACUGGGAUUUUCUUCGUGGUGCUGGAUGCAUGUUCAGGAGCAGUCAUGGGUAGGCAGCACUUUGACACAGUUACCAGUGAAAACCCUGCCUGUGCAGUCACUGAUUAUGUUCAAACAUCCAUAAAAGAGAGAUCACUUGUCCUUGUGUGCUCUAGAAAUAUCACAGACAUGCUGGGCAUGUCUGAAAUGUCAGUUUUUGUCAGGUUAGGUUCAGCAAAGCUUAUUAUCUUCCACAAGGGAGGGGGUUUUGCCAGGCUUGGCUAUAAAGGACAAGCCAAACCAUCCUGGAUUAAAGUCUUUAAUCAUGCUGGUUAUCAGAAAGCUGCUUCUCUUCAGCAUUAUGUUCCCUUGAAACUGCAAGAAUAUCAGUGUCCUGACAAUACUGUUGAGCCACUAAAAUUUGCUUUUUCUCAUAUCUGCUUGGAGCACAUCUCUGCAAAGGCUGGGGUGCCCUGGGGCACUGCUGGGGAGCACCAGCCAGGCAGAGCCCAGCACCACCACCACCAAAACCUGCUGUUCUGGCUAGAUUGUACCAAACUGAGAGUGUUCACUUGUAUAUUGUAUAACCAAUAAAUAUAUUCUCACCUUACCCUCUGUGGUAGAGCUUUAUUUUUCCACCAGUGCCUUGCAGAGCAGAACAGGAGCAGUCUGUGGGCUGUCCUUCCCCAGGGGAAGUGUUUCAACGUAUCUGUGAUCUGGUGUCAAAAGGUAAGUUUUAAAGGCAAGAGCUGCUCUGUGGUAACUGUGGGACUACAAAUAAAAUUUGGCGCGGAAAUUUAGCAAUUCCAGGGAAACAUGAACUUAUGCAAAGGGAGGGAAUUCUCCCUUCAUUCCUACUUCUACCCAUUAAUGUCUGCUUUUUAAAAAAGGUGUCCAUCUGCUGUGGCAUCUUAGGUGAACUCAGCAACCUCUGCUUGGUCAGUGUGCAGUGAUCUCAUGACAAUGUCUUCCAAUCAAACCGAGCACAAGGAUGAGUUAUAAAUGUGUUUCUGUCUGAAGCUAAUGACUAGUCAAAUGAUGUUUGUCUAACUGAUGUGAACACUUAAUUAAGGACCUAGAGGAAUAAAACCCAGGAUAAAGUAUGUGCUGCUUAGGGUAAAGUCUUGUGUUCCUUUCAGGCAAUGCUCAUGUCGACCUUUGGCUCCCAUUGAGGACUGAAAUAUUGUCAGUAUUAGUGGUUAAUUCUCUUUGCUUUCUGUUUAUGCUGCAGCUGUUGAAGUAAACACAAAUAUAGAGAUUUACACGCAAAGUGAGAAAAAACUGAUAGCCUCGCUGACUGCAGCUAAGCACAAAGUGGCCCUGAAAUGAUGAAGGAGUCACUUGGGUUUGAACAUGAUGCUACUUGGUGACAACAGUGAAGGGACAGGCGAUUUCAUGCCACCCCUGUCACUGAAUAACAUGAGCUGUUCAAACAGGUAGGUGAAGGUUGCGUAACUGAUGUCCUUUUGUUUCUCUGGAAUUCUCAGCAAUGGCCAAACAAGUUGCUACAAGGAAAGGUUAUUGUUUUGUUGGCCAGACUUUUGCUCCCUGGUGAGGGAGUUGCUCUGGCUGACCUGUGCCUGGGAUGGGGCACUUGCCUCCCUCACACCCAUUCUGCCCCUGGUCCCUGCAAGGGGGGUGAGAGGACAUCCAGAAGGUUUACAGGCAAAAAAGGAAACCCUGGCUCCAUCCCCACACCAGGUGGGAGAAGUGAGAGUUGUGUCUGGCUGGGGAAGAGGUCCUGGCUUGCCUGAAAGUCUGAAGAAAGCAGUGAUGCUGCCCAGUAAAGGUAAGAUAAAUCAUGCUGCAUGGGACAUCAUGGGGAUGAGAAUGGUACAAUAGCCUGAGCAGCUGGAACUGACCCUCUAGGGAGAUCCCUGAAGUCCUUUGGAACUCCUAUUAAUAAUUAACUGUUAUGAUUUCUGAUGCUGUACGGGGGGAAAAAGCAAGAUGUUUUUGGCUCAUAGACAUAAACCCAGCACUGGAACAAGUACUUACAGAGCAAGCUUUUAGCUUCUUGGAGAUUUAUUUGAUAAUCUGUGACAUGUCCAGACCCUGGAUCCCAAUAAAAAUUUGCAGAGCUCUAACCCGAGGCGGAGACUAAACAAUUGGCAAAGGAAGGACUGGUGAAGGAAGAAGAGGAAUGUGCCUAAACCUCUGAAAAAUCUCUAUUCCUCCUCCCUGAAGGAGAGCAAAUGGCAAAUGUCCUGGAGAGGAAGGCGUGGAGUCGUGGCGAGCCAGAUGCAAACAGUGAAGUACCACAAAAGCAAAAAGAAAAA